UUUAGUUUUCAUAAUGUUUCUUUUUUUACAGCCUACCAAAAUCCUAAUCGAUCAAAUGAAACUUUCUUCAAUUUCCUCGUAAAAUCAUACUUAAUCCGAUCCAGAUUUCAACUCCAGAUCAUGUUUCAAAGUAGUUGUUGAAGAAUGUUUAGUGAAGAAGUAUUGAAGAAUGUGUUUCCAUUGCUAGAAGGCGAAGAUCUCGCGUCAUGUAUGGGUGUUUGCAAACAAUGGAGAGAUAUCGCAAGAGACGAUUUCUACUGGAAAUGUCAAUGUGCAAAGAAAUGGCCAUCGGUUUGCAAACGGCACAAACCUCCUACUGAAACAUACUACAAAAUGUAUCAAACGUUUAGUAAGCGGCGGUUAAACCGCGCGCUUCCUCCUCCGCGAUUGUCGUUCGAAAACUUGGAGUUUUUCAUCGAUAUUUGGUCGGAAGAGAGGCUCGUGUUCUCGGGGUUAAUACCCGGUGUUGCGUUGGAAAAUGGUAUCGAAACGUUACCGUUAGGGAUCAGUAAUGUUCUUAGAACUCAUCUUGGUAGACCUGAUUACAAGAUGGUUGUUCCUGCUGAGCCUAGGUUCACUAUUCCGUUAAACCAGUCUGUUAGUGUCUCUGUUCUUGUGGCGAGGAAUGAUUCUGAUAAGGUCGCUCGGAUAAUCAACCGGUCUGUGUUCGAUUAUAUAGACCGGUCAUCGUAUAGAGCGCUUGCGUUUGAGUAUCUUGACUUGUCUCCUUGUUAUCCUUUUAUCUCCGGUAUACGAGCUUGGAUCUCUUUGCUGUUUAUGGAUGUUGAGGAUAUGAAUGAUGAUGGGUUACUCGAUGUUUUCGGGAUUCAGUUGGAUUUCAAUGAUGUUGCUGACACUAAAGAAGAGGUUUUGUGGCUUCUAGAUAUGCUUGAUUGGAAGUGAAAACAAGCUUAUGAUCCUAUUAAAGCUCUUUCUCAGGUUUGGAACUCUAUACAUAAUCAUCAUUUUGCUCAAGAACUAAUCUUUCACAACUUUUGGUCAUUUUCUUUAAUACGAGUUUGAUUUGUUUUUUCUCUCUUUAACUAUAUAGCUUUUGUUUGAUCAUUUGCUGUAAUUCGAUUUUUUUUUUGUUUAUAACGAAAAUUGGAUAUAAGAAACUGAAUAAUUUCAACCAAACUAGAUAUUGAAACGCCAUGUCAAAAGAACUCAAAACAGAACACACAUUUUUGCACUUCUUUUCAAUGUUUUGGUUAGGGGUGGACAUUCCGGUUUAGGGGUUUGGAUUCAGAUCGAAUUUUGUUUUUCUUUUCUCAAUUUUUUUCGGUUUUGUAAAAAGUGAUAACACAUGUAAAACCAUUUGUACUUCGGUAUGGUUUCAGAUCGGUUUGAUGCAAUUUCGGUUGGCACGGUUCAACUUUUGAUAAUAAAAAUUUAUAGAAAAUAAUCAAACAGUUAUUUAUUUAUUAUUUAUUAUUUAGUAUGGUCAUAUCUAUUUUCAGAAGAUAUAUAAUUUAUAAGUAAUAUUUAAGGAAAUUUAGAAUAUUUGGUUAACAUAAUAACCAAACAGUUUAUAAACAAAUAUCGGUUCAAUUUUGUUCAACUGUUUUGGGUUGGUUCGGUUCAUGUAGUUUCAUGGUCCAUCUCUAGUUCUGGUUAAAUCUUUAGAUUGAAACCAAAUGCAGGAAGCCAAGAACU
Messenger RNA from Arabidopsis thaliana (thale cress), 1656 nucleotides. RefSeq names its product F-box family protein. NCBI's taxonomy places the organism in Eukaryota, Viridiplantae, Streptophyta, Magnoliopsida, Brassicales, Brassicaceae. The coding region runs from base 145 to 903 and encodes 252 amino acids. The record is from RefSeq and is marked reviewed. The transcript is spliced from 2 exons.